Molecule: messenger RNA, 2463 nt
Organism: Schizophyllum commune H4-8
Lineage: Eukaryota; Fungi; Basidiomycota; Agaricomycetes; Agaricales; Schizophyllaceae
Product: gamma-glutamyltranspeptidase
Exons: 6
Coding region: 338-2095 (585 amino acids)
Biological process (GO): glutathione catabolic process
Cellular component (GO): plasma membrane
Molecular function (GO): glutathione gamma-glutamate hydrolase
Source: RefSeq, a predicted model, not a curated record
CCCCUCCAUCCGACGCCGCAAACAUACUGUGGAUCCAUUUUGCCCUUAUAACCCCGAGCUACAUUUACCCUGCCUAUCAGGUCCGCCCCGUCCAGAAACAAUCACCGCACACGAGCUCGUCAUCGCGGCACAUGGUCUCAUCACGCAUAUAAAGAUACGGACGCGGGAUUUGCGCGCUCCCGCCCUCGACGCGUUCUUGUCCUCGGCAAGUCAGGUUUCCACAGCAGGAGUGCUCCCCGCUUUCUGGUCAGCUGGUACUGGGCAUUCACCGCCUUUCUACCGCAUUCCCUCCACUUCAUAAGGGCUUGUCAAGUGCACACCUGCUCAGCCGAGUACGAUGUUCCCCCAGCGUCUUGCGGUUGCGGUUCUCGCGUCGAUUGCGCUCGCGCGUGCGGCGGUCCUCCCGAGGAAUGAGGUCGGUGUAGGACGGCACGGCGCGGUGGUUACGGAGGUCGCGCAGUGCUCGGAUAUCGGUCUCGAGAUGCUCCUCGUUGGAGGCUCUGCAGCGGACGCGAUUAUUGCUGCUGGUCUCUGUGUUGGCACGAUCAAUGCCUUCCACUCUGGCAUUGGCGGCGGAGGCUUCCUCCUCGCGCGCUCGGGUCCUGGGCAGUACGAGACUAUCGACUUCCGUGAGACCGCACCCGCGGCCGCUUCGGAGACCAUGUUCGUCGAUAGCCCCAAUAAAACCGCCUCCACUAUCGGUGGCCUCGCCGUCGGCACACCCGGCGAGAUUGCAGGCUGGCAUCUCCUCUGGGAGCGUCAUGGCCGUCUGCCCUGGGCCGCGCUCUUCCAGCCGGCGAUCCGUCUGGCGCGCUUCGGCUUCGCCGUCCCUGCGGACCUCGCCGCCGCGCUUGACGCGGAGGAAUACCCCUUCUUGCUCUCCGACCCCCUCUGGGCGGAGACGUAUGCGCCAAAUGGCACUUUGCUGAAGGAGGGCGAGACGUGCUUCCGCACGCGCUUCGCCGAUGCGCUCGAGGUCAUCGCCAACGAAGGGCCGCAAGGCUUCUACUCUGGCUCCAUCGCCGAGAACAUCGUUCAGGCCUCCCAGGGCGCAGGCGGCGUCCUCACCACCGACGACCUCGCGAACUACAGCGCCAUCGUGCGCGCGCCGAACAACAUCACCUACCGCGACAAGGCGCGCAUCUUCUCCACCGUCGCGCCGAGCUCGGGCACGGUGGUCCUGAGCACGCUCAAGGUGUUCGAGGGCUUCAACGGGAGCGCGCAGCUCGGCGAGGCGGGCAUUAACGAGACGACGCACCGGCUGAUCCAGGCGACGAAAUUUGGGUACGGCGAGCGCACGGGAUACGGGGACCCGGCGUACACUGCGAACGUGACUGAGCUGGAGCUAGAGAGCCUGCAGCCGGAGACGGUUGAGGCCGUGCGUAGCUUGAUCGCGGACAACGAGACGUUCACGCCGUCGUAUUACGACCCGUCGGGGUACAUUGUGCUCGAUGAUCACGGUACUUCACAUCUUGCUGCCGUCGAUGAGUAUGGUGGCGCUGUGUCGCUAACGACCACUGUCAACUUGUACUGGGGCUCCCAGGUCAUGACUGAAGAUGGCAUUGUCCUCAACGAUGAGAUGGAUGACUUCAGCUCACCUGGCCUCACCAACGCCUUCGGCUUCGCUCCUAGCCCGGUCAACUACAUUCGUCCUGGCAAGCGCCCUACGUCUUCGAUCGCCUCCUCCAUCGCGGAGGACAUCAACACCGGCGACCUCCUUAUCGCCACUGGUUCUGCAGGCGGCUCGCGCAUCAUCACCGCGACCCUCCAAAAUCUGCACUUCCACCUCGACCGCGGCUACAACGCCACCCAGGCCGUCCACACCGCGCGCUUCCACGACCAGCUCGGCGAGAGCACGCUCUUCGAGGGUCUCUGGAACUCAACCGACAACGGCGCUAACUAUGCGCAGGCAUCAUCCAAGGGUGUCACGCCCUACGAUAACAGCACCGUCGCGUACUUGAUCGGGCUCGGGUACAACGUUACGAGCGAGGACGUGACGGGGUCGACGAGCCAUGUUAUCGUGCGGAGUGCGGACGGGACGCUGGAGGCGGCGAACGACCCAAGGAAGUCGGCGGGUGGGGGUGCUGCAUACUAGACGUGAAUAUGGAGGAGGAUAAGUUAUGGUACAGGUGGUGCUUAUACCAAGAAGGGUCCUGUGUACAUGUACAUAUCGCCUAAUGCCUAUUUAUGAAUAGCGAGUGCUUGAGGUAGUUGGUGGAUGGUGUUGCGCGGGCGGGCGCAGACGAAUACGCGGUCAUUGCGAGGCAUAGCAAGCGGAUAGCGAUGGGGGAGCGCGAGGUAUGAAAGCGAAUGUCACUGGGUAUCUGGAGAGGGAAGAUCAGCGACUGUUUGGCGCGGAUCUUGGGAGGCGUUUCGAGAGAUCUUACCUACAAAUCGGUAGUCGUUAAGCGGGUUCAUGAAUAUCGUGGCUGUAUGCCUGCAGCAGCCUCCAGCCUGAGGACU